Messenger RNA from Trichoderma aggressivum f. europaeum, 1743 nucleotides. RefSeq lists its product as uncharacterized. Gene Ontology annotation, molecular function: transmembrane transporter activity. The transcript is spliced from 4 exons. The coding region runs from base 1 to 1743 and encodes 580 amino acids. Gene Ontology annotation, cellular component: membrane. Gene Ontology annotation, biological process: transmembrane transport. The record is from RefSeq and is a predicted model, not a curated record. NCBI's taxonomy places the organism in Eukaryota, Fungi, Ascomycota, Sordariomycetes, Hypocreales, Hypocreaceae.
AUGGCUGGUCCGAAACGGAUAAGCGACGACCGGAGUCCGAGUCCGACCAUUCGCGAAAUCGACGACGAUCGCGACUCAGACGUCACCGAGACGUCGCAAUUGCUCGGCCCCGAGGGAUUCGGAGCGAGAAAAGACAGCUGGGACAACGACGCCGAUUUCCUGCAUUUGCCCUGGUGGCGCAGGCCGUCUGUGUUCUGGCUUCUUGGACCGUAUGCCGUCUUCACUCUCGCCUUUGGCGGCUUGAUUGUUCCUAAGCUCAACCUAAUUCUUGAUCUUGUUUGCAAGCAGUACUUUGCAGACCAGCAACUCAUCAACCCUCAUUUCACCUACAAGCCCAUCGUCUUGGGCUCCGACAACCCGCAAUGCAACAUCCCCGAAGUCCAGCGAAAUGUCGCCACCUUCAUGCUGGGCCUGAACCUCAUCAUCGGCGGACUGAGCGCCAUCGUCGCCCCCAAGCUGGGCAAGCUCUCCGAUCGCUACGGACGACGAAAGCUCAUGGCGCUGGCGUCCUGCGGUGGCCUGCUCAGCGAGGUUGUCACCAUUCUCUGCGCAAAGUACCCGCAGGUCUUCAACUACCGGUGGAUGCUCGUCGGCGCUUUCUUCGAUGGCAUUACGGGGUCGUUUACCGCUGGCAGUAUUCUCAGUCAGUCGUACACGAGUGACUGCACACCACCGUCCAGGAGAGCCGUGUCCAUUGGCUAUGUCCACGCUUGUCUCUUUACCGGCCUUGCCGUAGGCCCCCUCCUGGCCGGCUACUUUGUCAAGUGGACGGGGACCAUCAUCUCCAUCUUCUACGUAGCUCUUGGCUGCCACGCAUUCUUCAUCGUCUUCGUUCGCUUUAUCCUGCCAGAGUCGCUGUCCAAGCGAAGACAAAUGCUGGCCCGCGAGAAGCUGGCGAGAUCCGAGGCCGAGCAAAGCGUGCUUCUUUCUCGCCGAGUUCACAACCCCUUUGAGGCCUUUGAGAUUCUGUGGCCCACCGGUCCCGGAACCUCGUCAAGGCUGCGGAUCAACCUGGUCGCUCUGGCCAUUGCCGACACCAUCAUCAUGGGAUCCAUGAUGGCCGUGGGCAACUGUCUGAUGCUGUACAGCGAAUACAUGUUUGGAUGGGGCACCUUUGAGACGUCUCGCUUCAUCUCGCUCCUCUCCAUGAUCCGCGUUGUUGUGCUCAUGGUCCUCUUCCCCAUCAUCAACUACGUCUUCCGCAUCCGACCGGCAGCUCGACGACGACGCGAGUCUGGGGCACCUGCGGUAGAGGCGAACACGGGAGCGGAUAACCUGGACAUUUGGGUUCUUCGCUUUGCUCUGCUAUCAGACGUGCUUGGCUGUGUCGGAUACACCCUCUCCCGGGAUCAGCACCUCUUCUUCGCCAGCGGAAUGGUCACCGCUCUUGGAGGCCUGGGCAGCGCUACUGUCCAGGCCGCCGUCACCAAGCAUGUUCCCGCGGCACGCGUCGGGCAGGUCCUCGGUGCUGUUGGUUUCAUGCAGGCGCUCUCACGAGUCGUCGGGCCCCUCAUGUUCAAUGGCCUAUACGCCGUGACGGUUGGCACAUUCCCGCAGGCCAUUUUCGUGCUCCUCGGUGGGCUCUUCUGCAUCGGCUUAAUAUGUGCUUUCAUCAUUAAGCCUCAUGUCCACUGGGAAGAUGUCGGCGAAGAAGACCAAGAACCAUUGGACCGAAGCCCGGGACGCUUCGACACCAGUGCCGGCCAACUCCUCUCCGCCGGCGAGGAAACGGAUUUCUUUUAA